Scleropages formosus (Asian bonytongue) is the source of this 3439-nucleotide messenger RNA. Its product is annotated as hepatocyte growth factor-like. Gene Ontology annotation, biological process: proteolysis. Gene Ontology annotation, molecular function: signaling receptor binding; serine-type endopeptidase activity. Lineage: Eukaryota; Metazoa; Chordata; Actinopteri; Osteoglossiformes; Osteoglossidae. The record is from RefSeq and is a predicted model, not a curated record.
GCGGCUCGCAUCCGCCACCGGGACUCGGGUUUGAGCGCGCGCGCGUGACGGAGUGCGGGACAGGGGGCCCGGGAGCGCGGACAGGGGACAGCCAUGUGGACCUGCGGGACCCUCUUCUGCCUCACUCUCACUGUCACUCUCAUUCUGUCCGCAGAAUGCAAGAGGAAUUUCCUUCAGGACUACAAGAAGAGUGACGGGAUACGACUGCUGCAACCUGACGUCUCGUACUCCACCAAGAGCAGAGCCCUCAAUGUGGCCAAGUGUGCCAAGAGAUGUAGUCGUAAUAAGAGGCCUGCCCUUUCAUGUGGAGCUUUCUACUUUGACCAGAAAAACAGGAAAUGCCAUUGGCUGUCCUUUGACAGCUACACGCAUGGCACGCAAAAAGAGCCCGACUUCAACGUUGAUUUGUACGAAAGGAAAGACUAUGUGAAGCAAUGCAUUGUGGGUACUGGAGCAAAUUACAAAGGACCAAAGUCUGUCACUAAAACUGGGAUACCGUGCCAGCGCUGGGCGUCCUCCAUGCCGCAUGACCACAACUUCUUGCCUGCGAUGAGCACGAGGAAAGAUCUACUGGAAAACUACUGUCGCAACCCGGACAACGAACCCACGGGACCCUGGUGCUUCACCACAGACCCACAAGUGCGGCACCAGUCCUGCAAUAUUCCCCAGUGCUCCGAUGUGGAAUGUAUGACCUGCAAUGGGGAGAACUACAGAGGACCUAUGGACCACACAGAGAGCGGGAAGGAGUGCCAGAGGUGGGACCUGAUGGAACCCCAUAAGCAUCCCUUCCACCCGAAAAGGUACCCGGACAAGGGCUUGAACGAUAACUACUGCCGCAAUCCUGAUAACGCGGCUUCGCCCAUGUGCUAUACGGUGGACCCGAAGAUCCCUUGGCAGUACUGCAACAUUAAAGUGUGCGAGUCAGAUACCAAGCCAAAUCUUGAAGCGACGACUACGUGCUUCCGAGGACAAGGGGAGGCAUACCGCGGUACGGUGGGCGUGACCCCCAGCGGGAUCAAGUGUCAACGCUGGGACUCCCAGUUCCCCCACAACCACUCCUAUAGCCCCGAGAACUACAAGUGCAAGGACCUGAGGGAGAACUACUGCCGAAAUCCAGACGGUGCUGAUCUCCCAUGGUGCUUCACUACUGACCCAAAAGUGCGAAUGGCCUUUUGCACAAACAUUCCCAGGUGUGGGACGGAAGCACCUGAGAUUGAAGACUGCUAUGAGGACUAUGGUGAGACAUACAGGGGCAAUGUUUCUAAGACAAGGUCUGGCAUUCCUUGUGGCCGUUGGGAAGACCAUAUUAAGAGAGAUGCUACUGUGGUAGCUGCCGGACUGGAGAUGAACUACUGCAGGAACCCAGACAAAGACAAACAUGGUCCAUGGUGCUACACCAACAACUCAUCUAUUCCGUGGGAUUACUGCUCAAUAAAGCCCUGUAAAGUGUUACAGAACAUAAUUUCACCAAAGAGCGAUGUGACAAGGUAUUCAUGUUUCGUCCAUAAAAGAACGAGGAUUGUUGGAGGUAACAAUGUUAGAAUCAAGGAAGGGAGCUGGAUGGUCAGCAUACAAAAAGGGAACAGCCACUGGUGCGGCGGGUCACUGAUCAGAGAGGAGUGGGUCCUAACAGAUCGACAGUGUUUCUCCUCCUGCGUUCCAGAUCUUUCUGAAUACAGCGUGUGGAUGGGGUUCCUCUACCUCAAUGACUCGGGUGCUGAUGCAUCUACCAAACAAGAACUCAAAAUUUCUCGUGUCAUCUGUGGACCAGAAGGCUCCAAUUUAGCACUGCUUAAACUGUCCCAACAAGCCCUGCAGACUGAACAUGUGCGAACAAUUCAGCUCCCAGUUGCAGGAUGUGUCAUGAAGGAGGGAACCAACUGUACCAUGUAUGGAUGGGGUGAAACCAAAGGAACAGGCCAUGAAGGAGUCAUGAAGGCCGUUCAGCUGCCGAUAGUCAGCAACGAGAAGUGCUAUGAAUACCAUAAAGGAAACCUUCAGAUAACGGAGAAUAAAAUCUGUGCCGGCGGCAGGAAGGAUGAAGGCAGUUGUGAGAGGGACUAUGGAGGGCCCCUGGUGUGCCAGGAGGGGGAGAGUAAAAUCAUUCUUGGGGUUAGCAUUCACGGCAGGGGCUGUGCCCUUCACAACCGGCCAGGGAUCUUUGUGAAUGUACCCUUCUACAGUGAGUGGAUCCACAAAGUUUUCAAAUAUUACCCCAGCCUGGAGAAGAACUACUAGAGGAGUCCUUUUCCUGGACCGUUUGAGAAAUGGACCUCUUAGAAGUGGCUGUAACAUCUGUGAUGUUCAAGACUCACUUUGAAAAGCCCUUUGUUGCUGUUUGGACUCUUAAACCUUCGCAGUGUUCCGUGACUGAUGUUGGCAAGAAAAACUGAGGAAUUCAGAGUUUGCGUUCAUGUGGGAAAUAACCAAAGGCAACUGAAUGAAAUGGUGAUGAAAUCAAUUAUUUUUUAAGAGCUAUGCAAAAGUGUGUGUUUGUUUCCAUUCAGGGAGCAAUGGAGAAUAGAUACACGCUGACAGUUUUUUCCUUUACCGUCUCCCAAUAGCACACAGACAAGGUAUCUAAAGUUAUUGCAAGCUUUACUGGAACAUUUCCCUUUAGACUGAAAUGGUAUGAAUACUUUCAAGCCAUAUGUAUAUUGAGCUCGGACUUAAUCAUGCACUUAGCAGUGAUGGUGAAUGGGUAAUAUUGAUGACAUCAGUGAAAUAAUUGCUUGCAUUUCUGUAAAGUAUUCACAAAGUAUGGUCUCCUGAAGAUACUUGAAUAUGUUCAAAACACCCAUCACCGUUUACUUCUUUCUGACUGAUGCAUGCUUUGCAUUAUUACACAGCUUUGUUGUUACUAUCGGAUUUUAUUUGUAGCUACACGAUGUUCAAAAACUGUUUAAUAUACUGUUGUUUUAUGAGUGCAUUUCUGACACUCUUAGUGUUUUUAGGUCUUAUAGAUCUGUAUUAGCAAUGUUGCUAACUUAAAAGUGUCCAAAUGGCCUCUCCCUAUUUGAGUGGUAUUUUAUAGCAUGCAAGGUUAUGAGCUGAACCAAAAAUGGGACUUUGCCAUAAAUUAGAUAUUUAUGAGGUUUGGCCUGAAUUUGUAGAAACAGGGAAAAUGUUUUUACAGUGGACUGAGGAUGUUAAAUAAUAAAAAGAAAACAAUCCGUAAAUUACAUACUGUGGAUGCCCGGUGGUUGAUUUUGAUUAAUUCCUAUUUUGAUGGUGGUUAUUUUUAAAUAUUCUGUAUCGAAUUAAACACAUAACUAUUCCAUGUCUAUAUUCUUGAAUACAUUCAUAGCUGUUUUAAUUAUGACCACUAUUGUAAGCGCAUACAAGUAUAAAUAGGAGGUUCCAACUGCACUAUGAAUGACUACUACUCUACUUUUAUGUUUUCUGCUGGUCAGAAAUGCUGUAUUUAUGUAUGUAUGUA